AUGGAUAAAUCGUCUCGUUCGCCCAACGCCCUCGUCUCCUCUCCCUUUCGAUCCUCGCCUUCGCUGGCGCCGCCGCGGCGCUUCUGGACGUCGGGCCGCGAGGUGUCUCCGUCUCUGUCUCUCGAGGGGUCUUCGAAAGAAGACCCCCCAACGCUGAAACUCGACACAACAGCUGCUGACUCGACGGCCGAUGCAGCGGAACGAGCGCGGUUCGGAGGGCCUUUCAUGGCCGUUCAAGGCGAGGAAGGAAUGGACUGGUUGCCGGAAUUUCACGAUGAAGAAAAUGCAGAAAAUCGUACCGCGACAGGCGCCGCAGACUCACUCGCCUCAAGCCUCUCGCACCCGAACGUCUCGACAGGCGCAGUUCAGACGCUCGCAUUCAAGGCAGGGCAAGCCUUCUUCUUGAAUCCUUCUCGCGUUGGCGUUUCCCAGUGCUCUUCUUCCUGUGUUCCACUCCGCGCCGAUGCGGCUCGGGAGCCGCGAGGACUGCCGCCUGUCUCUCCGUCUCGCGCCGGAAGGCGAGACUCUCUGGAGGCUCGCGAGGAGACAGCUGCAUGCGCUGUGGCAAUGGAAGAAGCACCCGCGCCAGGGCAACCACCCGAAGAAGGGGACGAUGGCGGCUCUCAGCAGCGCCUGGAGAUCGCUCUGAGUCUCUUUGGGCUCCCUGCCGCAUGCAGGCAUGAAAGUGUCUCGCCGCGAGAGACAGAGAAGGAAGUGCAGAGCGAGCGGGGGCGAGAACGGACGCAGAAAGGCGCAGGCGAGAAGGAGACCGGCGUAGACGGAGUGACUGGAGAGCCGGUCUUAGCGCUCACUAAGGGUGAACCUGAAGCGGCAGAAGAAGCGAGAGAAGAGGACGAGGGAAAGGGAGAAGACGGAUGGAACGAGGAAGGCGCGAGGCGAGAGAAAGAGGCGGCUCGAGUCAUGUCCACUCCGCAGACGUAUGCCGAAGCCACGGACACAACAGCUGCAUGCAGAGACGAAAGGGAGCUCGCCUCGGGGGUCGAGGAGAAGACACAGGAUCCGCCGGCUUCGAAGAAAUCACUGAAAGGGAAUGAAGCGCACCAUUUCGCUCGACUUUUCAAACAGCAUGCAGUGUAUCGCCGCGUGGUGUCGUCACUCGAUGCAGAAGGAAACCAAGAGAAAGAAAAGGAGCAGUUACAAGCGCUUCUCGAGAAGGGAGACUUUGCGGAAGCGGCGGUGCUUUUGACGUCGCCACUCGCUACGUCGGGGCUCUUUUCGACUCUCGACAAAGAAUUGUUUUCACCUUUGAGUUUGCAGGAAACGGAGGAAGACACGGCGACGGAGGCGGGUGGAUCUUCGCGAAUCGACAGAGAUCGCGCCAACUGCACUUCCGUCUCUUCGACGUCUUCGCGCCCUCUCGCGGGGGAUGUCCCAUCUGCGGAGGACGGAGAGAACGCAUGUCGCCAUUCCUCGGGAGAGACCCAUUUUCCAGGAGCAGGCGAGGAAGAAACAGGCGAAGGCGACGAAUCGAUUCGCCUCGCUCGACAGGCUGAAGCUCUUGCUUGCGAGUGGAGGGAACUCGUGAGAGGUGACCCAGGCGAUGCGAGACGGCAGCAACGCAUUCUGCGACUCUCGCUGAAGGCGGCAGAAGCCUUGGGGAGCCUCGCACAGUCUCUCCGACGCCCGCAGGAGACAGUUGUCUCCUCCGCAGCUGUCAGCAGCGAGACAGAAAGUGGGGACCUUCCUGAGGCGAAUGAGGGAGCCGCAGAGGACGCGGAAGGAAAGGAGACAGGCCGUCAACGGCGAAGACUUGCGAGCCUAGCGACGCUGCAGACCGCUCUCGUGAGGGCCAUGCUUGUAGGCGACGCCGCCCUGCAUGCCUUGACAGAAGUCUCCCUGCGACGAGAAGCCGACGAACUGGUCGGCGGCGGAGAUUGCGGAGGCGGUCUUCUGUCUGUGUCUCCUCGGACUUCGAAGCGUCGGGAAAAGGCCGAGGCGAAGCGUGAGAGGAGCUGCGCGCGGAUGGAGAUACGGCGAGGCAGCGAGAGAAGCAACGCCAAGGACGAACUUGACGCAUCGGAAGAGGAACCAGCUCGAGAGAGAAAAGAUCGGUCACCUCUGCGAGAAUGCCUCGAGACCUUGCCCGCCUCAUUCGCCUCAAGUAUUUUCCUUCUACACGCCGUCACCCUUCUGCGGGUCCUCCCUCCACUGCCCCUAGAGAACGUCCACGCUUCGUCUUUUGCCUCUUCUUCUUCAAGCUCUUCUUCUUCUCGGUUUGGGGGCACCCACGAGGCUUUGACAGACGAACUUUUUCUUGCGGAAGCCGGCGACAGAAAGGCGCCUUUGAGGGACCCGGGGGACGCAUGCAGUGCACCCUUGACAGGCGAGAAUUCGACCGCCUGGCUGUCGCAGCUCGCGCGCGGCCUGAAGCUUCAGUGCAAGGAAACGAUCGCCGUUCUGUUUCUUCUCUCAGGCUCCUCAAAGGACUUGAGUGGGCAUGUGCCUCUGCAGCGUCUCCAGCGCCUUCUGCCUGCUGCCGCGAGCUCCAAGCUUUUCAGCCUGUUUACCUGCAUUUGUCGUCUCCUUCGAAGAAUUCUGCUCGCUGCAUCGACAGUCGUCACCGCUGGUGCGCCCGGCACUGCGACUGCAGACAAAGUCCCUAGAGGUGUCUGUACACCUCAGUCAUCGUCCUCGCGUCCCCUCUCGGCUUCGGACUCUCCCGUCGCGACUUCGGGCAGCUGGCCUGUCUCUGCUGCUGGUUCAUCUAUUCCUCCGUCUGCGGUGGCUUCUGCAGCUGCUUCUGAGCUCCCGUCUGCACUUCGUUCAGCGUUUCUGCGACCCUCUGUGUUCAGUCAAGAGGACCUGCACCUGGUCGUCGCGGGCGUCUCUGCUCUUGUCUCUCAACAGAGCAGCGGGGGUCGCUCCGGGAAGGCCUCCGAGGCGCUCCAGGCAGCAACCGAUCUUCUUGCGACAUUUUUCCUCGAGAUCCCUUCGUUGCGACCUUCGAUUUUCAUAGCUCUCCUCUCCUCUGUGCCUGUCGGCGCUCGCUCGGCUUCCGCUCGAACGCGUCCAGGACCUGGGGCCUCCCAUCACUCGAGUUCUCUCCCUUCUCAUCCAGACCAUGCACCACAGUUGCUGGCUGUUUCUCUUCCUUCGGCGCCGCCACCCUCUCUGCGUUCGUCACCUUCGGCACCGUUCACGGCCUCUGACCGAUUUCGAUCUGCGGCCCAGCAUUUGCUUCCUGCCGCCGUGCUCGUCGCGCGUCUCCUUCAGUGUCUCUUCCUGCCUCGAUUGAGGCGCCAGCGAUCGGGUCUCGCCUUGGCGCGCGUUUGCGAGGCGGGGAAGAAGUUCGGAGAAACAUGGGAGCGCAGAGCUGCCGACUUCGAGACGCGUCGCUGCGGAGAGGAGGGAAAAAGCGAGCAGCCGAGUUGUGCGUCUCGGCGCCUCUCGCGACUGCUGUGGAGAGGCGAGCGCGUUGCGCUUCUCCUCACGCGCUUCCUCCUCGCGCGGGCAUGUCCGAACGGCAUGAGAGUCCUCGACAGUCUGCGAGGCAGAGACGCGUGGAACUGCGGGAGCAGCGGCUUCGCGCUGCUUCUUACGGGGACAGAGAGAUCGAGGACAGGUUACGAACGGCGAGUGGGGGAGCCGGAAACCAAGAACGCAGAGAGCGAAGAAGACGAAGCGGAUGACGAGAUCUUGAACGACUUCCAGGAAGGAUUCAAAGAAACGCUCGGCUUCGCCGGGGCACCGCCAGACGGCCCACACAGUGAAGGCUCUGCACCGCGUGCCAUGCUCCGGAGACUCGUCGAAGAAUGGGGACUUAUGAGUUUUUAUCCGUCACUCCCUGGUGCAGUUCUGCUUUUUCGGACGUUGGUCGCAUCUCUGCUCCACAUCCUUCUCAGCAUCCUCCCCGUCAGUGCCUCGAUCGCAGGUCGUCUGAAGCAGCGGGGCGAAGAGCCGCUGAAGCUUCUGGCUCGCGUGCUUCUGACUCAGAAGUCUUUCGCGCCUCCUCUCGCAGGUCUCCCUUCUCGUCUCGGGACCGCUCCGUCUCUCUCUCUUCCUGUUUCUGCGCAUGCGUCCUCGACCUCGACAUCUGUGUCGACUCUCUUCGCCUUCGCCGAGACUGCACUCUCUCUUUUGUCCGCGGCGGCGCCCUUCCUCUUCCGCGGUCAGGCCCCGUCUGCUUCUCUCUCCGUCGUCGUUCGGCCUCUCCUCGGGUGCCCGGGCGAGUCGGAACUCCUUGAACAAGCAGCAGAGACGGAACGUGUUUGUGUGGGGAAGCGCGCCUGCGAGACAGAGAGGGCUCCAGCGUCCAGCCAUUUCGCAACGCCUCUGGACGGUGCGCCUUCUUCGAGCAACGGGCCAAGAUGCUGUGUCUGUCAAGGUCCAGUUCUCCCCGAAACCUCAGGAGAGAGCAUGGACGACGGGCGACCAGGCUCGACGCGCGCAGGUGAUGCAGACGUGAGCGCAACUUCGUCCACUUCAGUGGCGGAGUGUGAGGACUGUGGGGCGCUGGCGCAUGCAGCCUGCGCCGGCGUAGGCGCCGAGUGCGGCGGCUCUUCGUCGAGCUCGUCAGAGCCUCUCUCGCGUUCGAACGUCAACACUGGGACCACUGCAGACGCGUCUGUCGUCCUCGUCCACUUCCCGUGGAUGUGCGAGGGCUGUGCGCUGCGACGGAUUGUCGCUCACGGUCUAAAGGUCUCUGCCGAUCGCUGCGACGCUUCUCUCUCUCUCGCCUUCGCGGACGUUCUGCCGGUCUCCGCUUGGGACCAAGAACCGCGUACGGGAGGAGUCGACGAAACUCGAAGCACGCAGAGAGAAGGCACCGCCGACGCGGAAGGCAGUCACGCUGUGGGGUCGCGAGGUGACAUGUUAGCGGUGACAGGAGUGAAGCGAGCUCACUGGCUGCAUGGGAGGCGCAGCGAAGACUUUCUGCCCUUCUUGUCGCAAACAGUCGUGGGUGCGUGUCUCCUGCUGGCUCACCUGAACGGUCCUGGAGGCCGCGCCGCUUCCGCGCGCGUCUUGGGAGCCCAAGAGGGUGUCUCUGCGGGUGAGGCGCAGCGCAAGGGUCCGCGCGGAGACAGGCGCCUCCUCGGCUACGACCGCGCGUCUGCGUCACUCAAGGCGCUCGAGGCCUUGGGGCGGCAGGAAGAGACGCACGACACUCGCCAGCUGGGCGACGUCGAGCAGGUGGCGGUGCGCGUGUCUGCGUUGGCCCUCCUGGACGCGGCGCAAAAACACCCUGUCUCCUUUACGGGCGCGGGUUUGGAGCCCAAGGCUCCAAGAGCAGGAGACAGCACCCCGGCGACGCGCGGGAGACAGACGCGGCGCGGCGCGUCUCAAAAACGGCGACAGAAAGGCAAGGCUGAGAAAGAGAGACUCCGUUCGAACGCGGAGGCUCUUGGUGGCAUGGCAGACGCAGAAGAAGGACGACAACGAACUUCUUUGACUGGGGGAGGGCCUGCUCCUCCCCGCAAUCUCCCAAACGCACUAUGGGAGGCCAUCUGCGCCAUAGAGUGGAAAACAGCGGACGAGAUGAGACGCGGCUUCGGUCUGUCAAAGGGUGUGCGCCUCCCGAGGCCUCGGGGCCAAGAGGCCCGCGGCGCCGACUCGGAGACCGUCGAGAGGCGCGUGGAGGGCGCCACAGGCCUCGGGGGCCUUGGGAGCGACCCCCCGCCGGAGACACUGAGCCGGAGCGGACUGCGCCUCGCCUGUGAGGUUCCGCCUACAAACGGAGCGGACGCCGAGCACGAGGAGGACGAGUCAGCCUGUUUCGACGACGGACAGGCGGCGCGCGUGUGGGACAAGGAGGUCGUGAGCUUGUUUUUCAAGGACCUUCGAGUUCUCUUCAUGAUCGCAGUGCAGUCCUCCCUGCCGCGGAGAUACAGCAUUGGCAUCAAACGCGGGGCUCUGACGGCGCUGUCGAGCUGUCUGCAGGAGCAGCCUGAAGCGCUGCAGGCCUCGGACCUUCAGCAGGCCCUCUGGGAGUCUCUGAGAGAUCCUGCGCCAGCCGUGCGAGACCGGGCUCUCGUCGUCAUCGAAAAGAUUCUUUUUUCUUCCUUUUCGCGUCGCGUCUUCCCGCCGCCUUCGUGGGCGGACUCGGCUGCCGCAGGGACAGCUUCAAAGUCACCAGAUCAGAAGCGAGUGGACGGAGACACAGGGCGAUCGAGCGUGGAGCUCUUUGCCGCAUUUCUGGCCUCGUCGCUCGUUCACGACCCCUCUGCGGCAGUUCGCCUCCAGGCUGUCCGCAUGCUCCGAAACUACUACUUAAAUGCGCCGCAUCUGCAUGCAGGCCUUUUGUACGAACCUCGGGGAGCUCGGGCUUCAUCCGCGUCUUGUUCAUUUCCUUCCGCGUCGCUCUCUCCUCAGCGCUUACAGAUGACUCGCGACGCGUUUCUCUCCUUGGCGCGCCGGCUGCAUGCACCCGGACUGGAGAGUCGACACCUUCGCGCAUCGAUCGCCGACUUGUUUGCAGAGUUUUUCUUUCUCCUCCCCUUCUCAGCCGCUCUCCAGGAGUCUUGCUCACUUCUUUCCCCGUCGACCGAAAAACUCCAGUCCUGUUCUGCCUCCUCUGCUUCCUCUUCUCUGUCUUCUUCCUCAGCGUCACCGUCGUCAGAUUCGUCUUUUCUUGCGUCUCCCCCUUUCGCCGCUCGCGCAUCUGGCGAGCCUCCGGCGGCUCUCAUCUGGCUGCUCUCUCAUGUGGCGGCGUCGGUUCGGGGUCGUCACUGGCCCUGCGACGAGCAGAAAGGCGACGCCUCGCAGAGCCUCUCUCUCCAGGUUGGCGACGCAUGCAUGCAGCACAACGACACUCUCUUCUCCGGCAGCCAAGUCCCCUUCGUGCAGCGGCUUCUCGCCCUCGUGGUCGACCGUCUCAGCCACGGCGCGACCGUUGCCCUCGCCUUGGGCUCCAGCGACGCCGCGACCCCGCCGCGCUUGAAGGGACAGAGACACGCUGGAGACGCGUCCCCUGUCCCAGCCUCGCCCCUCGCUUCGCUCUGUCCGUCUUCACAUCGGGGAGUCCGGAGCGCCUCGCUGUCUCGGCCUCGCCUCAGCUCGAGUGGGCAGAAGGUGCGACGCGGCCGUGGAGUCCAGAGAGACAACGAGCAGGUCGAGUCGCUGUUUCGCGGCCCUUCGUCUGCCUCGUCUCGCUUCGCCUCGCAGGCGAGUCACUGGACGAAGCGAAUCGUUCACCUUUGGCUCGAGGGAAUUCUCCGUCUCUUCCUGCGUUGCCCGCUGCGCUGUCCCCCGGAACAGGAGCCGGUGUCGAGCUCGGGCCCUCCACACGCAGCUGCGGCUCUCCGCCUCUUGGAAUUGGCUGGAGACUUUCUUGGAACCGAGGAUCCCUUCGGCGCUUGCGAGCUUCUCGUCAGGUCCGGUCUGCCUCUGCUGCUUCCGCUCUUCAAAGCCGCACCGCCGCUGCCGCCCCACACCACGGCCAUCCUAGGAAAGAGCCUCGGCUUCGUCGCGACGCUUUGCCAAGUCGUCGGAGCCCGCGAGCGAGCAGAGAGACAGCAGUGCCGGGGAUUUGUAGACGCGGGAGAGGGAGAGGAGGUGGACGUGGACGAGAAGAAGAGGGAGGAAGGAGAGGGGACGAAGAAGCCCAGCGGCCGAGAGGGAUGGGAGACAAGAGCGUUCGCUGCCGGCCUGGAAGGCUGCUCGCUUCUCUUCAACUGUCUCAGACGCGAACUCGAUGCCGGGCCUCUGGAGGAGAUCCACAGACUGGUCGAAGUCGAGCCCCUCGUCGUGAAGGAUGGCGUCCGGUGUCUGUACACCGCAGCGACGUGUGUGACGGGCGACCUGGAGAACCACGUGGGGAGGCUCCUUGCAUGCAGUUUGGCGCCGCUGUACGACGCGCGCGCGAAGCUCGAGGCCCUCGCUGAGCAGAGCGUCAGCGGGGGGCUUUCUACAGGCCUGAACAUGGGGGACGCUCUGGGGGCGAGGCGAGCGAAAACGGAGGAGACCUGCGACGAUGGAAAAGAAAGGGAGGAAGAAGGGGAUGCAGGAAAGGACGAAGGAGGCUGGGAGAGGGAGACGCGAGCGGGGACGAAACGCGAGAACGACGAGAAGACAAGAGGCGAGGAAAGCGUCACUGGAGAUGCAGAGACGAUGCCAAACGUUUCGACACACUUGCCUUCAUCUUCGCUCUCUGUCGAGAGGGAAAGAGGCGACCAGAAUCAAAUUCUCGCCGAAGGACUCCACAACGUCCAGUACGCCUCCUGGGUGGCUGCGCGCCUCUUCUGCGAGCUUGACUUCGACCGCGACUUCUUCAACGACCUUCCCGAGUUCUCCGACGAAGAAGACAAGACCGAAGAAGAACAGGAGGCUGACGAGACAGGAAAGCUGGAAAGAAGCUUCGAGAACGUGGGGAAGAGGCAGAAAGAUUUUCGAGGAGUCUGCCGCCCAGAACAAGAAGACCAAGAGACCUCAAAGAAGCCGACUCCAGUUCGCGACCUCCCACAGGCCGAAGUAGAAAAUACGCCCCGACCUUCACAUCAGGACCCCUCAUGUCGUAGAUCGCUGCAAACGUCUCACAACUGUCUUCGGCCGCCUUCUGGUCAAAUCCGUCUGCGUCUUCUGCGUCGCCUCAUUCGCACUCUGACGCCUCACCUUCCGCGCCGCUCCUCGCCUGUGUGCCGUGUCUCCGGUGACCCUCUCUCGAGUGUUUGCAUUUUCACCGCCGCCUCCCCGUCUGCUGGAAUGUCUCCUCGCCUGCAUGCGAGAUCGCUGCCGCCGCCGAGAGGGUGGAGAGAGGCGGAAGCUGCGGACGACGAAGAGGGAGAAGAACGCGACGGAGAGAACGGAGUUCCUGGAGGUCUUCGCGAGAAGUCCUGCGGACAUCAGACAGGCUGGCAGAGCUUCUGGGACCUGCCGUCGGAGUUCUUCCGACUUCUCGUCGACCUUCUGUUUCUCUUCGAAGUCCUCAGACUUCCCAGCUCCGUCGUCUGGCGCUCGUUCGCCCACUUCCUCGGCCGCCACCCGGCGUUCGUCUGCCACCGCAGUGUACAUACACUCCUGGCGGCUGUGCUGGCGCGCGGCGCGUCUGGCCUCCGGAUGAGUUUUCGCAGGAAACGCGGUCUCCGUCCGUUGCCUCUGAAGGCGCCACCCUGUCCAUGUUCGGCAGCGGUCCCUUCACGUCACUCUGCAUGCAACGCCGGCCACCGCGGAGGUUCAGAGUCGGCAGCGGCUCUUGCACAGGAAGCCUUUGAAGAAGAAUUUGGCAGCCUCUGGAGCGUUUCUGGAGGACACACAGACCCCCUGCCUCGAGUCAAGGAAGAAGGCCGAGACGCAGACGAUAAAGAAGGUGGAGAGCGAAGAGACGGAGGACCUGACAGAGUCAAACAGGACGAAGAGGGAGGCUGGGAAGCCGAUUCGGAACUGGUGGAGACUCGAGAUUCUCCGGAGCUUCAAGCGGCACUCCAGGGUUUGGGAUCCUUGCUUUUGGCAUUUGAGGCGCAUGCAGUUUCGACGAAAAAGCAUGCGGAAUCUCGAGCGUCGCGACAGGCGGUGGCCAACACCUCCACAUCUUCCUCUUCGCAGUUGGUGACCCCCACAAGGCCUCGAGUACCCAGGGCUUCCGCCUUCGCCGCUUCUUCUCGUCCCUCGUCGGUGCGAACGGCGCAUGCAACCAGCCGGCCGCACCCCUCGGGUGUACGUACAGCCGAGGCGACUCCGCCACGUCCGCAGAGAGGGGCGACGCGCGUGGAUGUCUCCGAGCUGUCUCGGCCUCGUUCGUCUUCGCUCCGAGAGACAGACGCCAGGUCGGUCUUUGCUGCGUCUACCGAACUGGACAGGAAAGAAAACCAGAGUCUGUCUCGACGUGGAGAGGCCCAAGAGAUUGACGCGUCUGUGGUGAGAGGCGCUCUGUCUCCGGUGACGGGGACGACGUCUGAUGAAGCCCGAGCAGGGGCGAUAUCUGCAUGCGAGGCUGCCCAGUCCCUGACCAUCCACCUGCCGGCUCUCCUGGAGAUUCUCCUCCCUUCUCAAAUGCUUCUCGACGCUAGGCCACUGUCCGGCGAGGCGAAUUGCGUGCACUGGCAAACGCCACCGUUUGCGGUGUCUCCGCAGAUAGUCGACCCAAGCGGGCUCAGCGAACGGAGUGCGAGGCUCUGUCUCCAAGUACUGCGAGUUUUUCAAAGACAAGGCUUGGUGCACUCAGGCGACCUCUUCGCCCACGCCUUUGCUUGUCUCUGUGCUGCGUCGGGAGCUGUGAGGCAAGCAGCGGGAGACCUGCUUCUACAUGCGUUGUCUUCGGCUCUUCCGGUUUCUUCACAUCGCUCCUCUCUCUCUUCUUCUCGCCGGGAAGGCUCUGGAAGGGCCGCGCAAAGCUCAGGGUCACUUCUCGCCUCGGGGCUUCAUGAGGCGCUCUUCCUCGCUGUCAAAUUCACCCUUACCUACCAGACGGCCUGCGCAGAGGAGACGAAGACGGCAGACCGACAGGAAGAAGGAGGCAAGGAGGGACAGCAGGAACCGGAAAGAGGAGACGAACAAGGAGUGAGAGAGUCGAGAACGAAGUCCGAAGAGCCAGACGCUCGAUUAACUUCUGUCGCGCCUGAGCCAUUCUCGCUGCUGCCCUCGUGGACGACGCCUGCACCGUUCGCCGGACUGUGUCGCCACCUGAGUCGAGAUUCGCGAGCUGUGAAAGAGGAACUAUUGUGGUCCGUGGCAGGGCAGCUGGAUCGUCUGGCGGAGCCGACUCGUCUCGCUCUUCUCUUGACGCUUCUUCCUUCCAGUACUUUCUCAAUCGCUUCUUCUUCCUCUUCUUCAUUGUUUUCCUCUGGUGGGCCUGCACCUCUCUUUCCACGUUCAUCGACACUCGACGAGAGAAGCGAGCAUGAGGGAAGCGCGGAACGUUGUUUCUUGGCCUGCUUGCACCUCGCCUCGCCUUCUGCUCUGUCGACGACGCUCUCCAGAUGGCUCGUCCAUCCUGCCCUGCACUGGCUCGCCUCUCUCCUUCCCCGCGCUCAGGAGCACCGCGACGCCGGACUGUUGCCUGCUUGUGCGUCGGGUGUCUCCGCAAGUCCCGACACGGUGUCCAGCGCGUCGACGCUCCCGGCGGCGCCUCCGCCUCUCGCGUUCCCCCUCAAUCUCCUCUGUCUGCCCGUCCUCGUUCUGCUGUACAUACAGCAGACCGUUUCGCUGCUUUUGUCCAUGCCGCUGGCGAGCGAAGGCGACGCGCUGCUUCUCGUGUGUCGCCUGGCGGACCUCGUGAAUACGCGCAUACAGCGCAUCCAGGAAGUUUUUUCAGAAGAGCCGUUUUUCUCUUCUUCUCGCCGAAGAGAGUCGAACGACGAAGAGGCGAACGCGUCUGUGGGAGAAGGUCAGAGAGACGGAGACGAACUCCGGGGCGCCGGCGGACAGGCGACGACGCCAGCGGCAAAGCGCGGCUUCUCGCCGUCCACGCCUUCCCAGUGUCCCCAAGACAUCUUUGAAGAAGGCGAGGAAGAAGAGGAGAGUUUUGAGGCAAGCGUCGUUCUGCUUUGUCAAGUUCUCUGCGUUGCAUUCGCCGUCCUCUGUCGGCGAGCGUUGAUGAGAGUCACGCACCUCGACGAAGCAAAGUGUCGCCUGUUCCGCGCCGCGCAGGCUCGCAACGGGCCGAGAGGGAGAACCGCUGGGGCGCCGGAGUCGCUGCGACGUCGCCCCAGCCACGACGGCGCCUCGGCCUCAGAGCGAACGGAGACAGAAGACGAAGAGGAAACGGAGGAGGAGAUCAAAGAACGACGAAUGAAACCUCGCAAAAACGCCAAGAGAGGGAGAGCGAAGAAACCGGCACGCGGCGGCCGACCGUUCGACCAGGCGAUGAAGAGAAGGAAGACUGAGAAGCGACGGUGGAGUCAGGCGACGUCCGAAGACGACUCGUCUCUCUCUGACUCAGACUCAUGUACACGCGACCCCCCGCGGAGAAGAAGCCGCAAGAGGGUGCCUCGACAAGGAGGCGCUUCGAAGGACUCAGACGCUGCGUCGUCCGCCGACUUCUCGGACUCCUCUGAAGAGCCAGCGACCGUCGCGGACAGGGCAGACGCGGUUCGCGGGAGGCGCGCGCUUUCGCCAGCUGCUCGAGUGGACAGAAGAGCCGCAAGACAGACGGACAGAGGCGUCAGUGCCGACAAACAACGACUGGCGGCUCUGCGACGACUCGGCGAGGCUGCGUUGCCGCCAGAAACGCAAGGAGUCGCAGGCUUCUCCUCGCGGGAGAGCGAGGCGCUCGUUGCUCGCGUUGGCCGCGCCUGGCGCAUGCGGCUGGAGCGACUGGGGGGCCUGCCUGCCGGAGAAACGGACGCGCAUGCAGCGGCGAGGAGACACCAGCGUGGCGAGUCUCUCGCAGAGUUGCUUCAGGAAUUUGUCAGAGAAGUCGACGGUCGACGCGACGCGCGGCUGGACGACGAGCGGACCGCGAAGACGACGCAGAAAAAAGACGGUCGAAAACACAGAAAGAGAAAGAGAGACGCCUCCGAAGAAGACGCAGAAGAGGAAGAGGAAGAAGAUGAGAGUGAGGAGGAAGAAGAAAAUGAGCAGGAAGAAGAUGAGAGUGAGGAGGAAGAAGAAGAAAAUGAAGAGGAAGAAGAAUGGAAUCAGGGUCGUGGUCGAGUGUAUGUGAAAAGCAGCAGCACACCGCAUGCAGUGCCUGAGGGAAGGACCAUCGAAGGAAGGAUAAACGUUUGUUCUCGUGUGAGUCGACAACGGAAAACGUCCUUGCCUGCGUCUCGCCGAGACGCGGGAGAAGUGGAUCUUCCAGGGGCGAACGGGCGGACUUCCGUGAAAAGUUCAAAGAAGCCGGGGAAAGUGGAAGGAAGGCAUUACGCGAAAAAAGGAAAACACAGAAAUCGGGUGCCUUCGUCAGCGUCGCUGGCCGAGGAGCAAGCCGUAGGCCGGCGUCCAAGGAGCGGCGAAACUGAGCCUUCACGGACAGGGACCGAAAAGAGAAAAACAGUGAAGGAGAUGAAAAUCAAACAACAUGCCAGUGGGAGCGGAACGAAAGGAGAGGCCAAACGCACCGAAAAACGAGGGAAGAAAACACACACGGCAAAGGCCAAGGUAAAAUCAAGAUGA
Molecule: messenger RNA, 13008 nt
Organism: Toxoplasma gondii ME49
Lineage: Eukaryota; Apicomplexa; Conoidasida; Eucoccidiorida; Sarcocystidae
Exons: 7
Coding region: 1-13008 (4335 amino acids)
Source: RefSeq, a predicted model, not a curated record